UCCUCAGUUGUGGUGAUUGCAUUAGCAUUAGACCCGAUUUAGACUCUUCAACAUGUCCGCACUGCUCAGAGGACUCGUCCGAAUCCGCUCAGCUCCUGCUCUGCAGGGGACAGCCAUCACCCAGCGGGCUAACAUUACAAGUAAACCCGCAAAGGAUGCUGUAGGAGCAGCCGAGACAGUAUUCGGCCUUGCGUUGUUUGCAAUGGCCAUCCUGGCUCCAUCUGGUUGGGUCCUGUCUAACCUUGAGAGCUACAAAAAGAAGGAGGUCUGAACGGAAAAAAAAUCCACAAUCCUUUUCUCCCAAACCCGUAUCGGGACCACUGGAACCUCUGACCACCUCAUCAUGAGGCAGUUUACCUUCCGUCAUUCGCAUCAGUCUCCAAAGUCAACGAAUGUCUUCUACAAAACGACUUGUAAUAAUUGGUGAUCUUAUGGCUCUUCUUGUGGAUGCUACAUGCUUAAAAAUAAAAACCUUAUUUAAAUCUUAA
Molecule: messenger RNA, 488 nt
Organism: Tachysurus vachellii
Lineage: Eukaryota; Metazoa; Chordata; Actinopteri; Siluriformes; Bagridae
Product: cytochrome c oxidase subunit 8A, mitochondrial
Exons: 2
Coding region: 53-271 (72 amino acids)
Biological process (GO): mitochondrial electron transport, cytochrome c to oxygen
Cellular component (GO): mitochondrion
Source: RefSeq, a predicted model, not a curated record